Cyanistes caeruleus (blue tit) is the source of this 4096-nucleotide messenger RNA. Lineage: Eukaryota; Metazoa; Chordata; Aves; Passeriformes; Paridae. The record is from RefSeq and is a predicted model, not a curated record.
GCCCUACUGUAUCUGGUAUGUCAGAUAUGGAUUAUCCUUUACAAGGACCAGGUUUGCUGUCAAUACCCAAUCUUCCAGAAAUCAGCUCAGUCCGCCGAGUCCCACUUCCACCAGAGCUAGUGGAGCAGUUUGGACAUAUGCAGUGCAAUUGUAUGAUGGGAGUGUUUCCAGAGAUCAGCAGAGCUUGGCUGACCAUUGACAGUGACAUCUUUAUGUGGAACUAUGAAGAUGGAGGAGAUCUGGCUUAUUUUGAUGGUCUGAGUGAAACCAUUCUUGCAGUGGGCCUUGUAAAGCCAAAGGCAGGUAUCUUUCAGCCUCAUGUACGACACUUACUUGUCCUUGCUACUCCUGUGGAUAUUGUGAUUUUAGGGCUUCAUUGUUCUAAUAUACAGUCAGGUACUGGAUCGCUCAAUGACAGCAUAUCUGGAGGAAUGCAGCUGCUACCAGAUCCCCUGUAUUCUCUCCCUACUGACAACACCUACAUCCUGGCAAUAACAGCAGCUGAAGCAGGCUGGUUUAGCCAGCGCUGUAGAAAAAUUAAUCAUUCAAAGAGUGCACUGUCUUUUCUUAUUCCUUCGUUGCUACAGUUCACAUUCUCAGAGGAUGAUCCUGUAGUGCAAAUUGCCAUUGAUAACUCUCGAAAUAUCUUGUACACCCGCUCAGAAAAAGGAGUCCUGCAAGUUUAUGAUUUGGGACAAGAUGGUCAAGGAAUGACCAGGGUUACUUCUCUUUCACAAAAUGCUAUAGUUUCUGCUGCAGGGAGCAUUGCUAGAACAAUUGAUCGUUCUGUAUUUAAGCCUAUUAUUCAAAUAGCAGUGAUUGAAAAUUCUGAAUCCAUAGACUGUCAGCUACUAGCAAUCACACAUGCAGGUGUCCGACUAUAUUUUAGUACGUCACAAUUUAAACAUCCAACAGCUCGUCCUUCCAUGUUAACCUUGGUCCAUGUCCGAUUGCCACCUGGGUUUUCAGCUUCUUCAAAUGUAGAGAAGCCUGCAAAGGUUCACAGAGCCCUUUAUAGCAAAGGGGUCCUGCUGAUGGCAGCUUCAGAAAAUGAAGAUAAUGACAUCCUGUGGUGUGUCAAUCAUGAUUCUUUCCCUUUUCAAAAGCCAAUGAUGGAAACACAGAUGACAACCCGUGUUGAUGGACAUUCCUGGGCUCUUUCUGCUAUUGAUGAAUUUAAAGUUCAGAAGAUUGUGACACCACUAAAUAAAGAUAUUAUUCCCAUAACUGAUUCACCUGUGGUUGUACAGCAACACAUGCUGCCACCAAAGAGGUUUGUCCUGCUUUCAGCCCAAGGAAGCUUUAUGUUUCAUAAACUCAGACCUGUUGAUCAGCUGCGGCAUCUUCUUGUGAGCAAUACAGGUGGAGAUGGAGAAGAGAUUGAGAGAUUUUUCAAGCUGCAUCAGGAGGAUCAGGCCUGUGCCACUUGCCUUAUUUUGGCCUGCUCUAGUGCUGCAUGUGAUAGAGAAGUAUCUGCCUGGGCUACUCGGGCAUUCUUCAGGUAUGGUGGAGAAGCACAAAUGAGAUUUCCAUCAGCUCUGCCUCCUCCCAGCAACGUUGGACCUAUUUUGGGUUCUCCUGUUUCUGCAGUAACAGGUCCAGGUGGAAGAUGGCACCAUUCUUCUCCUGCUACUUUCUCAGUUUGCUCAAAGGGUUCCCCUUUGACUGUUGAUAGUCCAUAUUCUAAUCCUAGCAUUUUGACAUCUGUGCAAGGUUUACAACCUCCUGCUAUGUCCACUCCCCUCUUUCCUUCUGGAAAUUCCAUGUCUCACCCUGGCACAUCCAUUAGUGGAAUGAUGGGUCCUGAGAUAGUAUUUUCUGGAAGACACAAUGGCAUCUGCAUAUACUUUGCUCGGAUUAUAGGAAAUAUUUGGGAUGGCAGUAUAGUUGUGGAGAGAGUUUUCAAAAGUGGCAAUCGAGAAGUUGUUGCAAUAGAAAGCAGUGUUCCAUCCCGUAUGCUGGAAUGUGUGCUACAAGAACUAAAAGGUUUACAAGAAUUCUUGGAUAGAAAUUCACAGUUUGCUACAGUAGGAGCACUUGGAAACCCAAGUUUCAGCACACCAGCGAAUCUACAACAGAGGCUCCUGGGUUUUAUGCGUCCUGAUGGUGGAAGUUCUCAGCAAGUCCAGCAAGAACUCCAAAGGAAAUACCAUGCUGAGGCACAGCUAACUGAGAAGACCUCGCUUCAAGGAAUCCAGCAGCUUGUUCGCAAAACCUGCCAGGCACUGGCUUUAUGGAAGUUGCUAUGUGAGCACCAAUUCAGUGUUGCUGUAGGUGAGCUUCAGAAGGAGCUUCAAGAACAGCUAAAGAUUACUGCAUUUAAAGACUUGGUAAUUAGAGAUAGAGAGUUGACUGGAGCACUCAUUGCAUCUCUUAUAAACUGUUACAUAAGAGAUAAUGCGGCUGUGGAUGGAAUCAUUGCCCAUUUGCAGGAUAUCUGUCCUCUUCUUUAUAGCACUGAUGAUGCUGUGUGCUCAAAGGCAAAUGAGCUUCUUCAGCGGUCUCGACAAGCUCAAAGCAAAAUGGAAAAAGAGAAGAUGCUGAGGGAGUCACUGAAAGAGUACCAGAAGAUCAGCAAUCAAGUAGACCUGGCCAAUGUUUGUGCACAGUACAGGCAGGUGCGGUUCUAUGAGGGAGUAGUAGAGCUCUCUCUUACAGCUGCUGAAAAGAAAGAUCCCCAAGGUCUUGGCCUUCACUUCUAUAAAAAUGGAGAACCAGAAGAAGAUGUUGUUGGACUCCAGGCUUUUCAAGAAAGAUUGAACAGCUACAAGUGUAUCACUGACACCCUUCAAGAGUUAGUGAAUCAAAGUAAAGCUGCUCCUCAGUCUCCCAGUGUACCCAAAAAACCGGGUCCUCCAGUGCUGUCAUCUGACCCCAACAUGUUAAGCAAUGAAGAAGCUGGACACCAUUUUGAACAAAUGCUAAAGCUGGCUCAGCGUUCAACAGAUGAACUCUUCAGUAUUGCACUUUACAACUGGUUGAUACAAGCUGACUUGGCGGACAAGCUGUUACAGGUUACUGCCCCCUUUUUGGAACCCUACCUGGUGCGGAUGACCAAGAUUGACCAAAACAAAGUCCGCUAUAUGGAUUUACUCUGGAGAUACUUUGAAAAGAACAGAAAUUUUAGUAAUGCUGCCAGAGUCUUGGCUAAGCUGGCUGACCUACAUAGCACAGAAAUCUCUCUUCAGCAGCGUCUUGAAUACAUUGCACGUGCCAUUUUGAGUGCCAAAAGUUCUACUGCCAUAUCCUCUUUAGCUGCAGAUGGUGAAUUCCUACAUGAACUAGAAGAGAAAAUGGAAGUUGCAAGGAUUCAGCUUCAAAUACAAGAAACAUUACAGCGGCAGUAUUCCCACCAUUCUUCAGUACAAGAUGCAAUCUCCCAGCUUGAUGCUGAGCUGAUGGAUAUAACCAAGCUGUAUGGAGAAUUUGCUGACCCUUUUAAGCUCUCGGAGUGUAAGCUUGCAAUUAUACAUUGUGCAGGUCAUUCUGAUCCUAUCUUAGUGCAAACUCUCUGGCAAGAAGUGAUUGAAAAAGAGCUGAGCGACAGUGUGUCUCUAAGCCCUGCGGACAGAAUGCAAGCGCUUUGUCUGAAGCUGGCAUUGCUUGGAAAGAUCUAUGCUGGCACACCUCGCUACUUUCCUUUAGAUUUUCUAGUGCAGUUUCUAGAGCAACAAGUCUGCACUUUGAACUGGGAUGUAGGUUUUGUAACAUACACCAUGCAAGAAAUUGGAGUGCCAUUGCUAAGGCUGCUUGAAGUAUAUGACCAGCUGUUCAAAGCACGGGAUCCAUAUUGGAGUAGAAUGAAAAAGCCUUUGCACCUCUUAGAGUGUAUUCAUGUAUUACUAUCAGGAUAUGUACAGGAUCCAAGCAGAGUACCUAUGAGGCGGCGAUUCACAAAUGUUUGCUUGGAUGCUGUUAGUUGCUACCUGGUUGAACUUCAGUCUAUGAGCCCCACACUAAUGGUGCAGACUACUAUUGGGAAUUUUAAAUCUCUACAGGCCAAGUUAGAACGGCUUCACUGAUUGGCUAAUACAAGAACAGAAUCAUUACUGCAGGUAAUACAAACUGAAAUAAAGGUUCAGAUGUUGGCACUGAA